Leptomonas pyrrhocoris is the source of this 823-nucleotide messenger RNA. RefSeq lists its product as hypothetical. NCBI's taxonomy places the organism in Eukaryota, Euglenozoa, Kinetoplastea, Trypanosomatida, Trypanosomatidae. The transcript has a single exon. The record is from RefSeq and is a predicted model, not a curated record. Bases 95 to 823 code for a protein of 242 amino acids.
AGUCUCGUACCCGUAUUCGUGUUUAAUAGCAAAACCUAGUGAUAUUCAGCAAAGCUAUUUCCCCAAAAAGAAAGAAUAGUUGAUAGGAAGAAAAAUGCGUCGCGUUGCUUGCCUUACUAGCGCUGCGGCGGUGUCGGCCCUGUCGUUAGCAGGCACGAACGUACCCACCCGCAGCAUCUAUACGACGUGGGUCUCUGUGCCGUGCGAGGAGUGGGCGUGCAAGGAGAGCUGGCUGAAGCGUAUUACGUCACAGUCGGAGUACCGCAGCUUUGAGUUCUGGCACGUGCCGGAGGUGGAGGUGCCGGAGGGGUUGAAGCUGAACGCGGUGGAGCGCUACCUGCUGAGCAGCCUCGAGAACGACACUGACCGCCUGCUGCACGUCUCGUGGUGCGGCGACUUCGACUCCUACUGGCACGACCGCGUCAGCUCGCUGGAGAUGUUGUACAAGACCAUCUACACCGAUGACUACCCCCUGUACCGCUACGUCUUCGGCAACUGCACGCACAAGACGGCGGAGAAGGAGUACAUGCUGCGUAAGGUGAACUACCUGCGUAGCAUCCUCUUCUGGGCAGGCCGCACGGAGCGCUGCUACACCAGCAUCGUCAAGGCACGCUACUACGUCCAGCGCUGUGUGUGGAACGCGCUGGAGCGAGAGCGCUACUUGUGCGCCUGCGUGGAGGCAGUGGACUCGUUCGCGAAGAAGGUGCCGGAGGAGCUCCGCGAGAAGGCGAUGGGCGAGCUGGAGGUCGCGUUAGUGAACAUGCGCCACUGGGUGUGGGAUUGCCCGAACGGCAAGCGCACCUUCACACGUCGUCUUGCGUAA